UGUCUUCUUCCCACAGAAAAGAAUCGAUCCAUUGUGACUACAGCGGAGGACGCGCUGCGGGGCUGUUUACAUAAAGUGUACUGGCGUCCCGUGACGUCACGCAUCCUGAAAAUGGCAUUUAACAACAUUGUCAUCAACCAAGUCGAAGACAAAUGUGAUUCAUUUUGAUCCUCAUCCAGCAGUUCGGACGUUUCUUCUUCCUCAGGACACAAGUUUCUGAACAAGCAAGUGCUAAGAAGAAACGUGGACCGAAACAGGAAGUUGGACAACAAUUCCACACAGACGUCGAAUAGAGAGCGAGCGCUUGGCAAUGAACUGUGAAAGGAAGAGGAGUGGCUUCCAGAUCACCAGUGUGACCCCAGACUCGGGUCACACCUCAAUCUCAAGCCAACCAGCUCCUGGCAUGAUCCUGACUGUUAUCCAAUCAACAACCACGUCCAGCAGUCCUGGAGGGAGCUCUUCUCAGCCCACGACACCCUCCCUGAAGAGGAAAUACAUAUCCCAUGAUGCCUUAGUGCACGGAGGCUCAUCGUCAAGGUUCAGACUGGUGCGGCUGGCGGGGAGCGGUUCUAGUAUCAGAGGACACGGCGACACGUAUCGUCGUGGCCGAUGGAUGUGCACAGACUUGGUGGAGCAAUCGCAAGGGGUGGGGUUGAAGUCCGUCAUGGACAGCAUUAGACACGCCCACUCACUGGAGUCGUUGGAUUCAAUUAGCCGCGAAACAGGAAGAGGACUCCAUUUACAACGUCGUGAAGUCAGAGGUGAUGAGAAGGCGGGAUUAUUAGUGCACGGGGCGCCAGUCCCAAUUGUGGUCAAACUCCCGGAGGAUAAUACUUCAGACUCGACCCCUCCUGCGCCACAGCGUGCACAAAACAUCCCUCCUUCGUUACAGCUGUCCAUAAGGGGGGAGUCUGUCCUCAGGCUGUCUCGCUCUCAGCCAAGCUCGCCCCCUCCUGAAUCGGUCCAUCUAACCCCUGUUCAGGCUCCAGCGGCCUUUGGCCUUGACCAGAGUCUCUUCAGCCUUCCUGCACACAUCAGUAGUUGCAGUAGUAGUGUCGUUGCCAUUGACAACAAGAUUCAACAGGCAAUGGACCUGGUGAAGAGUCACCUGAUGCUGGCUGUGCGGGAGGAGGUGGAGCUUCUGAGGGAGCAAAUCAAAGAGCUGCAAGAGAAGAACCAGCAGCUGGAAGCCGAGAACCACAUUCUGCGCACACACAAACCCACACACAUUCGGACAUCGUCACCACGCUAACAAGCGGACAAGAUGGAGAAAUGAACACUCGUCCAUCUAAAGAGGGAGUGGUAAGGUGAUCGUGACAGCACAACUCCUGUUCUUUCUGUCAAAUAAACAAAAAAUGGUUGAUUUCUGUUAAAACUGUGGAACUGUGGAAGCUUUCAGACAAGGCAACUUGUGUAUAAAUUGUGCGUUUAUGCAGAGCUGACAUGCUCUGUACAAAAUGUGGAUUUACACAAAAAGUGGGAAUUUUGGGGAUGUGGAAAAUAAAUAGCUUGAAUGAGCUGAAUGUUUCGCUGUUGGAAUGAUUUGAAUCCGUUGAGAAAUGUGGAAGUAUUGUAACAAUACUUAAGAUUAAAAAAAAAUGAAUGUUCUAAUAUGGAUGUCCUGAAUGCGCGGAAUGUUUUCAUGUUAGAAUAG
Doryrhamphus excisus (bluestripe pipefish) is the source of this 1654-nucleotide messenger RNA. It is a transcript of the gene tsc22d4, whose product is annotated as TSC22 domain family member 4. NCBI's taxonomy places the organism in Eukaryota, Metazoa, Chordata, Actinopteri, Syngnathiformes, Syngnathidae. Gene Ontology annotation, biological process: regulation of transcription by RNA polymerase II; positive regulation of cell population proliferation; negative regulation of apoptotic process. Gene Ontology annotation, cellular component: nucleus; cytosol. The record is from RefSeq and is a predicted model, not a curated record.